Molecule: messenger RNA, 1727 nt
Organism: Cylicocyclus nassatus
Lineage: Eukaryota; Metazoa; Nematoda; Chromadorea; Rhabditida; Strongylidae
Source: the annotation of a GenBank genome assembly
CUAUGUUACGUUUACAGGGCAGGCGCUUUCAUUGAAAGGUUCAGCCUCUUGCGUACUGCCAUUGUUGAAAAUGGAUAGAACUCUGAUGAACAUGAUAGUAGAUGAAGGAUUGGUGGUGACAGCGGUGACUCUCAGUCGCAAAAAGAAUAUCACAACAAGUGAGGCGAAUAGAGCCAUGACAGACUUUUACAAAGACCACCGAGACAGCAAUAUCUGGGCGACCUAUAUAGUCUCAGGUUUUUGCGAGAAAUUCGGUUUACCUGUCAGAUCUUCUAUUGUCUGCCGCGAAGAAGACUUGGAAAAUAUAAAGAAGCAAUUUCUGAGUGUUUCUUCUGUCACAUUGUUCAGUCUUCAGGCAGUAAAAGUUGAGGAGCUACCAUCAAUACUCGCUCGUGAUCGAUUAGAGGAUUUGAAGUUUUUUCGUACCGACGCUGAAAGAACAGUGAUUUUGUCGAAAGUGGUGCAGCACUGUGCUGAGGAGUUAUCUGUAAAGCUACAAAGUGAUAGAAGCGACGUAGUUGUUGCCAUGAAGCAUAUGUUUGAUGAUGAAAAGAGCUCCCCCGCCAAGGAUGAAGUGAAAAACCCUCAUAAACAGCAAGUUGCCGCCCGAGAAUUGAAAAAAGCAAAUCCAGAGGAUGGAAAAGAACAUCACAACGAUUUGAUUACACAAAAGAAGGUCAAAAUUGAUCCCGAGGAUGUUCCAACAAAGCGCAUACUGAAUGGGAAGAAAAAUAUCUCAAAUAAGACGACCGUAGUUUCACCUCCCAGAACCAGAAAAUUGAACAAAGAGAUUUUUGACGAUGGAGAUAGUUCUCCCGAAAAAUCUUGUGAAGUUCCGGAAUCUUCAGCCGCAAAGCCUGCACAGGAAAGUGAUAUCAAGGUUGAAGCCUCCACUGAAGGUCACAAGAAAUUGGCAUCCGAUCCUGAUCAGGAACCUCCUAGGAAGAAGAAGUUGAUUAAAACUGUAGAGACUUACAAAGACGAAGAUGGUUUUCUUGUGACCAAGGAGGUUACACAUAUGGUUGAGAGUGACGAACCAGAAGAAGAACAUUCUAAACCGCUCCGGCCUGCGAACACAAUCAAGGCCACUCAAGCACAUCAUCCGAGAAAAAAGCCUGCUGCAGCCGGAACACAGAAAAUCAGUGCGUUUUUCACGAAAAAGGCAUGAUGGACUCGGAAAAACGUUUUCAUCCCUUCAACUUGGGAAAGCAUUAUUUGAAUGUUCUGUUUGUCUAGAUCUCAAUUUACAAUUUUUGCUUUCCAUUCAUUCACACGGAUUGCUUUCAUUGUAUGCAUGCGGUCUCCAACAACGAUUUCAUUGGCGGUACUCAGUUAACCUUCACUUGUUGUGGAGAUUUCCUUUGAAAUGAAUCCCAACGGUUCUGUUUCAUUUGGGAAGUUUUUGAACAUGAACAGCGAGCGAGGGGGUGAAAGUGCUAUCUCGUUUUGUGUGUACAGGUGUUCUUGAUUCUGUUUCCCCGAGUGCACUAUACGCAGUAUCAUGAGUUUUUCUGCGCGUGUCAUUUCAUUUGACGAUUAUUCUGUUUUUGAUCAGCCGUUUGUUCUGUCUCAGAUGAUUGUUUCACUAAAUAUUUUGAAAAGCGGGAUUGUAGUACUUACUAGCUACAUGUUUGCUUCUUAAGUAUAAAACUUCUGUAUGCACCAUUUGUUUUGUGUAGAUAUUGUCGCUAGUCGAUUGGAAUUCAAUUUCGUAUAACCAUUAUAUG